CUUGUCUAAAAACGAAUUCUUUCACCAAAUAAUAAACGACACUACGCACGUAUAAUGUCUUUCUUUUUGUAUUCUCCUCUUCAUCUCGAUCCAUUCUGCAGAACUCCAAGAAGCCAGUGAGGAGGAGAAGACAACCGUAUUGCCCGUGUAUAAUUUACAUGUACAGUUGUAGACCAAGGAGAGAUCUGUAGCUCAUCGAUGGUUUAUCCACUGGUUAAAUUUUUAUUCUAACUGCGGUGAAUCCACCUCCAACAAUUAUUCUUUUAUCCUUCGGAUUCAUGCUAACAAGUAUGCUAGUUCAAUAAGAAGGCGGAAUAUAAUGGUUUGUGAUUUUACCAUUGGUCAUUGUACUUGGAGUUUAAAGGAAGAUAGUUGUUUUUAGAGAUGGCUGAUGCGGCACUGCUAAUUGAAGCCUCAGGGUCCAGGUUUAGUGAUCUGGAACUCAUAGGAAGAGGUUCAUUUGGUGACGUCUAUAAAGGCUUUGACAAGGAACUGGGCAAAGAGGUUGCCAUUAAGGUCAUUGAUUUAGAAGAAUCAGAGGAUGAGAUUGAGGAUAUUCAAAAGGAAAUUGCAGUCCUGCAACAAUGUCGAUCUCCAUAUAUUACGGAAUAUUAUGGGUCUUAUCUUCGCCAAACAAAGCUAUGGAUAAUAAUGGAGUACAUGGCUGGUGGAUCCGUUGCUGAUCUAAUUCAACCAAAUCACCCGUUGGAUGAAAUGUCUAUAGCUUGCAUUUUACGUGAUUUACUCCAUGCUGUUGAUUAUCUCCAUAGUGAAGGCAAAAUUCAUCGAGAUAUUAAAGCGGCAAACAUCUUGUUAUCAGAGAAUGGGGAUGUGAAGGUGGCAGAUUUUGGUGUUUCUGCUCAAUUGACAAGGACAAUUUCAAGAAGAAAGACAUUUGUAGGAACACCAUUCUGGAUGGCACCAGAAGUAAUUCAGAAUUCAGAAGGAUAUAAUGAAAAGGCAGAUAUUUGGUCUCUGGGUAUAACAGGCAUUGAGAUGGCAAAGGGAGAACCUCCAUUAGCCGAUCUCCAUCCAAUGCGAGUUCUUUUCAUCAUACCUCGAGAAAAUCCACCUCAGCUUGAGGAGCACUUCUCCCGUCCUAUGAAAGAAUUCAUAUCUUCAUGUUUGAAGAAAAAUCCCACUGAGAGGCCAAGUGCUAAGGAGCUUCUGAGACAUCGGUUUAUCAGGAAUGCGAGGAAGAGCCCAAGGCUUUUGGAGCGAAUCAGGGAGCGCCCUAAGUUUCAGAUAAAGGACGAUGAACUAACCCCUAAAACUGGUCAAAAGCCACUAGGGGAAGCUUCAGGCACUCUUAAGGUGUCUAGAGAUUCUGCAAUUGAUGAUACUUUUAGAGUGAGUCAAGGGAAAACACAGAAAAAUGCUGGAUGGGACUUUAGCAUUGAAGGAUCAUCUAGCACAGGAACAGUGCGAAGUGCAGUCAGACCUCCUCAAGUUAGGGAUAGGAAACCAGACAUUCCAUUAAAUCAAACUCCGUCAAGAAAAAAUCUGGAUGGUCGUAAUAACCCUUGGUCUUCUGGCUCUGGAGUUCUAGCUUACAAUUCAUCAGAUUUGUCCAGCGGGAAAGAUCCCGGAGAUGCCUACAAUAAUGAAAAACAAGAUUCAGAGUCUGACAAUGAAGAAUUGUCUGUGAGUGGUACAGGAACUAUGGUCCUUAGAAGUCCAAGAACUGUUCGUUCAUCUCUAGUUAGUGACCAAACCUUUCUGUCUAGCAGCACAAAUGUUUUGGUUGAAGAUGCAUCUACUAGCAGUGGAACUGUAGUAUAUCGUGGACGAAAUGAUGAUUCAGAUUCACCGCGAACUCCAAGAUCUCGGUUGGGAAUUCAAGAGAGAUCCUCAAGUGCUUCACUAGAAGACAGUGAAACAAACCUUGCAGAGGCAAGGGCUUCCAUGCAAGCAGGCAUGAAGAAAGGAAAUCCUCGAGAAAGGUCAAUGUUGGGUAAGGCCCACAGAGAUGGGCAAGGAAACAGCAGAACAGAUCAAACAGCAACGGCUGAUUCUUCAAGAUAUUCUCGUGACUACUGUGAUGCACAAAAAGCAUUCUCAAGAUCUCAUCAUAGUGGUGAUGCUGAUGCUGCUGCUAGAAUGCCCGCCACACCUUCUCCUGCCACAUUAUCUACCCUCAUUGUACCUUCUCUAAAGGAGGCUGUAGCCGGUGGGGAUGUAGAAGGAUCAUAUGCGCAGACAAUGGCAAGCUCUUUCAUGGAGAUGGAGCGUAUAAAGCCUGGGUCUUGUGAUCUUUUCGUCACCAGGCUACUUCAGCGCUUGGCGAGUUCGAGGGAAUCUUCUUUGAAAGAGCUGCAAGAACUGGCUGCCCGAAUCCUUACCAAAGGCAAGGCAGAAGUGGAAGUGAACUCAAACACUGAAAGUGAUAACAAGAAAAAGCAGCAAAGUAAGGAGCUCCAACCAAAUGCCAAUUUGAGCUCACUGGCUAGGUUCUUGCUCUCAAGAUGGCAAGGACAUGCAUCCCGGGACUUAAGUUCGUAAUUAUUGGCAUGACCUCUAUUUUAAUUGGUUUGAUGAUUUCAUUUAAUUGUACAUAUUAUUCUAAGACAACCUGUUUUAUAUAUUUUUAAUUCUUUUUUUUUUUUGUAUUUUUUGUUCACGGAACACUAAUUCUGCAUUUGCGUUGUUUACCCUCUAGUCCACUACCAUUGCAAUUUACAUUUUAAUCAUACUUAGUUUGUUAGUUUUUCCUCCCCAAGUGAACACUGAUGAGUUGUAUUUUGUGAUGUAAAGUUUAUCAAGAAAUUUUUGUUUCCUCAAUUUUGGAAGUUCAAUUAUGAAUGCGCC
This is a messenger RNA of Cuscuta europaea, 2808 nucleotides long. The record is from the annotation of a GenBank genome assembly. Lineage: Eukaryota; Viridiplantae; Streptophyta; Magnoliopsida; Solanales; Convolvulaceae.